AUGCCGCAAGACCAGCAAUCCGCCUUCUCAGCCCUCUACCUCCAAAAACUCACCCAAGAACUCUCCGAGGACCUCGACAAGAUCCGCAACGCCGACGACUUCAAGGCCGAAUCCGUGCCGUCCCUCGUCCACGCGCUGCAGCAGGGCGCCAAGCAGUUUUCCCCUGCUCAGCAGAAUGCCGUCCUCAAGACCUCAGAGAACCGCCAGGGCUGA
Trichoderma breve is the source of this 213-nucleotide messenger RNA. RefSeq names its product ribosome-assembly protein 3 domain-containing protein. Lineage: Eukaryota; Fungi; Ascomycota; Sordariomycetes; Hypocreales; Hypocreaceae. The transcript has a single exon. The record is from RefSeq and is a predicted model, not a curated record. Gene Ontology annotation, cellular component: preribosome, large subunit precursor. The coding region runs from base 1 to 213 and encodes 70 amino acids. Gene Ontology annotation, biological process: ribosomal large subunit assembly.